Messenger RNA from Amphimedon queenslandica, 579 nucleotides. RefSeq names its product rab9 effector protein with kelch motifs-like. The record is from RefSeq and is a predicted model, not a curated record. The coding region runs from base 1 to 579 and encodes 192 amino acids. The transcript has 2 exons. NCBI's taxonomy places the organism in Eukaryota, Metazoa, Porifera, Demospongiae, Haplosclerida, Niphatidae. Gene Ontology annotation, cellular component: cytoplasm. Gene Ontology annotation, molecular function: chromatin binding; protein binding.
AUGGAUAGAAAUUCAGGCUUGGUAUCAGGUCAAUAUCUAUUUGGAUGGAGCUAUGAACACACAACUGCAGUAGUAGGAGAUGUCCUGUACUGCUGGGGAGGGAGCCAGGAAGGAUUAGAUGAGUCCCACGAUUCUCCUACAAAGAGACAGUGUACUUCUGUUAUUGAUGCAUUUAACUUAUUAUCUGGUGUUUGGUCCUCUCAACCUACUAGAGGUACUCCUCCACUGGGAAUCAGAGGAGUCUCCUGUACCACCAUUAAUAAUAAUAUUUAUUAUUUUGGUGGUUAUUGUGGCCAUGACAGUUGCUUCCAUAACAGUUUGAACUGUUUAGACACUUUAACUCUUCAAUGGAAAGAAUUACAAUCAACUAGUGACAACUCUGUGACUAAGAGAGGCUAUGGUGGUAUGAUAGCAAUGGGAAGGGAAGGUGAACCUCAACAGUUACUGGUUAUUUGUGGACUGGCUCCUAUAUCAACAACUGCACAGCACAAUCAGUUUAAAUAUCAUGAGAUACCUUGUUUUGAUGAUCAUCUUAGAACUAAUGAACAGAAUAUCUACAACUUUUCCAGUCGUAAGUGA